Neospora caninum is the source of this 1011-nucleotide messenger RNA. RefSeq lists its product as hypothetical. The coding region runs from base 1 to 1011 and encodes 336 amino acids. The record is from RefSeq and is a predicted model, not a curated record. The transcript has a single exon. Lineage: Eukaryota; Apicomplexa; Conoidasida; Eucoccidiorida; Sarcocystidae.
AUGAAGGGUAAGGUGGCGGUGGUGACGGGAGGCAAUGCUGGUAUUGGCCUGGAGACAACCCGUCAGCUGGCACUGUGGGGCGUUCACGUCCUUGUCGGUUGUCGGCGAGUUGAGGAUGUCCAGAAGAUUGCUGAUCAUGUGUCUCAAGAGCACACCAGAAACAAGGAGACGGCAAAGAAUAAGAGGCUGCCAGCUCCGGUUAUUCCCGGGGAAAUUCGCGGCUUCUAUAUGGACCUCUGCGAUUUUAACACUGUCCGGCGUUUUGCUGUUUGGGCUCUUGCUGAAAGCCGUGGAAAGAUCGACAUCUUGGUGAACAACGCUGGCCUGAUGUCCACUGACAAGUUGUCCAUGGACAAGAAUACAGGUUUCGAGAGGCACUUUGUGACAAAUCACCUCGGACCUUUCUUGCUCACGGACCUGCUCCUCCCUGCUGUGAAGGCGGCACAAGGACGAAUCAUUACAAUUAGUUCUGCGGCCCAUAUCACGCGUAACCCGAAGUUCCGGACGCUUGAUGUGGCUCUGUCUCCUGAGGUAGCUGACACAGUGGCGGCUGCGCUACGGAGACCGCUACAUGAGCUGCAAGGAGAGCCUAUCACAGAAAAGAACUACGACUCCAAAGUAAUGUAUGGCACAACAAAGAUGGCGAACAUAUGGUUUACGAAAGAACUACAACGCCGACUGGCCCAAGAUCCGAAGUGCCGUGCCACCGCCUAUGCCGCUCACCCGGGGCUGGUCGGGACAGGGUUGAUGCUCCGCUACGCUGAAGGCAGCGUACACUGGUAUACUCCGAUGUUCGAAGCGAUCUACUCACUGGUUGCACCCCUGGUGCUGAAAAGUCCACGACAGGGGGCUGCCACCCAGCUCCUGCUUUGCGUGAGCGACAAAGAAGAGCUCGAGCCAGGAGCCUACUACAAGGACGGAAAGGCGAAUUGGGUAGACUACCUUGCGCAUGACGUAGACCGACAAAAGGAGCUGUGGGCAGUGAGCGAGAUCGUUUGCGGUCUGCGAUAA